This is a messenger RNA of Gekko japonicus, 711 nucleotides long. Its product is annotated as catenin alpha-2-like. The annotation marks the transcript as partial. The transcript is spliced from 4 exons. The record is from RefSeq and is a predicted model, not a curated record. NCBI's taxonomy places the organism in Eukaryota, Metazoa, Chordata, Lepidosauria, Squamata, Gekkonidae. Gene Ontology annotation, molecular function: beta-catenin binding; actin filament binding; cadherin binding. Gene Ontology annotation, cellular component: adherens junction; catenin complex. Gene Ontology annotation, biological process: cell migration; cell-cell adhesion.
GCUAUCAUGGCUCAGCUUCCCCAGGAGGAAAAGGCUAAAAUUGCAGAGCAAGUUGAGAUCUUCCACCAAGAGAAGAGCAAACUGGAUGCUGAGGUGGCCAAGUGGGACGACAGCGGCAACGAUAUCAUCGUCCUGGCCAAGCAGAUGUGCAUGAUCAUGAUGGAGAUGACGGACUUCACGAGGGGUAAAGGACCAUUGAAGAAUACAUCCGACGUCAUUAAUGCUGCCAAGAAGAUUGCCGAAGCUGGCUCGAGAAUGGACAAAUUGGCUCGCGCGGUGGCUGAUCAGUGCCCCGAUUCGGCCUGUAAACAAGAUCUGUUAGCGUACCUCCAGCGCAUUGCUCUUUACUGCCACCAGCUUAAUAUCUGUAGCAAGGUGAAGGCCGAAGUCCAGAACUUGGGAGGAGAACUUAUUGUCUCUGGGCUGGAUAGUGCCACAUCUCUCAUCCAAGCAGCUAAAAACCUGAUGAACGCUGUGGUCCUCACCGUCAAAGCGUCGUAUGUGGCUUCGACCAAAUACCAAAAGGUCUACGGCACAGCGGCAGUCAACUCACCAGUCGUGUCUUGGAAGAUGAAGGCCCCCGAAAAGAAACCCUUAGUCAAGAGAGAAAAGCCGGAGGAGUACCAGACGAGAGUGAGAAGGGGUUCUCAGAAGAAACACAUUUCUCCCGUACAAGCUCUAAGUGAAUUUAAAGCGAUGGAUUCCUUCUAA